Mizuhopecten yessoensis (Yesso scallop) is the source of this 1476-nucleotide messenger RNA. RefSeq names its product C-factor-like. Lineage: Eukaryota; Metazoa; Mollusca; Bivalvia; Pectinida; Pectinidae. The transcript has 5 exons. The record is from RefSeq and is a predicted model, not a curated record. Bases 23 to 778 code for a protein of 251 amino acids.
AGCAUUUCAUAAUACCAGGACGAUGUCGAUAGCUCCACGUGCCAUUCUGAUCACAGGUGCGAACCGGGGUCUUGGACUGGAAUUCGUCAAACAAGUCGUCUGCUUUACGUCUCCACCGAAGCAUUUGUUCGCAACAUGUCGGGAUCCAGAAUCGGCCACGUCUCUUCAAGAAAUCGCCAAGGCACAUUCCUGUGUGAAAAUGAUGAAAUUGGAUGUCACGAGAGAUGAUGAUAUUCAGACGACAUAUGAAAACACACGACAUGUUCUUGCUGAGGAGGGUCUGAAUCUUAUCAUAAACAAUGCAGGCAUCGCUUACAAGAAACAGUAUUUAGGAAAUCUCACACACAACGACUUGUUAGAGCAGUUCGCCGUCAAUGUCUUUAGUCCUCUUCUCAUUACACAGGCGUUAUUGCCUCUGCUAAAGCUAGCGGCCCAGAAGUCGUCAGACAAAGGAAUGUCCUGGCACAAAGCUGCACUGGUCAACCUUUCGUCUGUGCUUGGAUCUGUGGAGAACAACCAACAAGGCGGCUUAUACCCGUAUCGGGCAUCGAAGGCGGCGCUGAACAUGGUGACGAAAAACCAGAGUAUUGAUUUGAAGGCGGACGGGAUUCUUGCUGUUGCCAUCCAUCCCGGAUGGGUCCGCACCGAUAUGGGAGGCAAGGCGGCUCCACUGUCGGCGACCGAGAGCGUCCAGGGUAUGCUUAACGUCUUCUCCAGUAUGUCUGAGGAAACCACUGGUACGCUCGUCGACUACACCGGGAAAGUGAUGUCAUGGUGAUGUGCCUCUUGUGAGUCUAUUUCUGUCCUGGAUAUUUGAGGCUGAUGCUGACUUUGAUAUCAAUUUAUCUCGCUUAUCAAGAAAAUGGUUAAUUACCGACAAAAUGCAGGUUUUAUGAUUAUGCAGAAAGAUUUAUUCCGUUGAAAACAUUUAUUUUUGUCGUCUGUCGUCAUUGAUAAGAUUAAAUACUUCCAUGCACUGUUAGCCUCUGCGUGGGUUGUCACUGGUAGUCACGGCGUGGUUGUCACUGUUAGUCUCUGCAUGGGUCGUCACUGUUAGCCUCUGUGUGGGUCGUCACUGUUAGCCUCUGCGUGGGUCGUCACUGAUAGUCUCGGCGUGGGUUAGCACUGUUAGUCUCUGCGUGGGUCGUCACUGAUAGUCUCGGCGUGGGUUGUCACUGUUAGCCUCUGCGUGGGUCGUCACUGAUAGUCUCGGCGUGGGUUAGCACUGUUAGUCUCUUCGUGGGUCGUCACUGAUAGUCUCGGCGUGGGUUGCCACUGUUAGCCUCUGUGUGGGUCGUCACUGUUAGUCUCUGCGUGGGUCGUCACUGUUAGCCUCUGUGCGGGUCGUCACUGUUAGCCUCUGCGUGGGUCGUCACUGGUAGUCUCUGCGUGGGUCGUCACUGGUAGUCUCUGUGUGGGUCGUCACUGUUAGCCUCUGCGUGGGUCGUCAUUGAUAGUCUCGGCGUGGGUUGUCAC